This is a messenger RNA of Syngnathus acus (greater pipefish), 2934 nucleotides long. It is a transcript of the gene st8sia5, whose product is annotated as ST8 alpha-N-acetyl-neuraminide alpha-2,8-sialyltransferase 5. Gene Ontology annotation, biological process: oligosaccharide metabolic process; N-glycan processing. The transcript is spliced from 9 exons. The record is from RefSeq and is a predicted model, not a curated record. The coding region runs from base 370 to 1785 and encodes 471 amino acids. Gene Ontology annotation, molecular function: alpha-N-acetylneuraminate alpha-2,8-sialyltransferase activity. NCBI's taxonomy places the organism in Eukaryota, Metazoa, Chordata, Actinopteri, Syngnathiformes, Syngnathidae.
AUUGCAGUCACGCGGCAAUGCUCAGUUUGGAGAUGACGCACAAGGUGUGCGUGUGGACCCUCUUUCCCAUACUAGAAUUUAACGUAAUAUCUAUUUAGCAUCAUUUUAUCGGCCGUAAUAAGGUUCCUGUGAUUAUGAUUUAAUUGCAUUUGGAUUUGUCCUCCUUUUGCACCAUCUGCGCCACCCUUUUCCCCGCGUCCUGCGGGGAUGUCUCGUCAUCUGAUCCAAUCUGCCUGAUUUGAUCUCUGUGAGGAGGCUGAUGGACGAUGCGCGGUCCGUUUGGGCCAAGUGGACACGAGCGCGCCUCCAAGUCCUGAAUGCAGCAGCGGCGGAGAGAGACACCGACCAGGGUGUCACCGUUAUUCCCGGAUGCUGCGCCGCAGGAUCGGAUACACUGACCCGUCGUCGGGUAAAGACAUCUUGGGCAAUCGCUCCCUUUGUUUCAUAUUUAUUUGCGCCUUUGGACUGGUGACUCUGUUACAGCAGAUUCUCUAUGGAAAAAACUACAUUAAGAGUGCGCAACAGUUUAGCCGACUCAAAGGGGACGAGACAGGAAAUUGGAGCGGUCCCGUUAAUUUCUCGGAUGACGGAUCUCUGAAGCCUGCCAGAAAUGGAAGGAAAAGAUGUUUCCGUCAGCAUUUUCAGCCAGAUUCACAGAUCGCCGUAAUAGUCACACCCUGCCUAGCCGAUAUUAAGAAGAAAAACAAACGCUCUCACAGGUAUUUGGGAAACUACGACGGGCACUUUGAGUACAACUCGACAACAUGCAAAGAGGUCAGACAGGAGAUUAUGGACGUCAAAGUCCUGACAAUAAAGAAUUUUCGGAAAGUACGCGGUCGUGGCUAUCCUUCUUCACUCUCCAAGUCUCUCUGCCUGUCUGCCAGGGUGAAAACUUCGGAUUUGUUUGAGAGAUGGCGUAACCUGCAGGUGUGUAAGUGGGAGCAGAGCAAGGAGGAAACCAGCAACUUCAAAAUGUCGCUGUCUCGUUGCUGCAAUGCUCCUUCCUUCCUGUUCACCACCAAAAGGAACACCCCCGCCGGGAGCAAGCUGAGGUACGAGGUGGACACCAGCGGCAUUCUUCCCAUCACCACCGAAGUCUUCAAGAUGUUCCCAGAUGAUAUGCCGUACUCCAAAUCCCAGUACAAGAAAUGCGCCGUGAUCGGAAAUGGCGGCAUUAUUAAGAACAGUAACUGUGGAAAGGACAUUGACUCGGCAGACUUUGUGUUCAGAUGCAACAUACCGCCCAUCAGCGAGAAAUACUCUGCUGACGUCGGCACAAAAACAGAUCUGGUAACGGUGAAUCCCAGCAUCAUCACCGAGAGAUUUCAAAAGCUGGAGAAAUGGCGGCGUCCCUUUUACAACGUCCUACUCAACUACGAGAACUCCUCGGUGGUCCUGCCGGCGUUCUACAACACGCGCAACACGGACGUGUCCUUCCGGGUCAAGUACAUGCUGGACGACUUUGACUCGCAACGCGGCGUCUUCUUCUUCCACCCGCAGUACCUGCUCAACGUGCAGCGCUUCUGGGCCGUGCAGGGCGUGCGGGCCAAGCGGCUGAGCAGCGGGCUGAUGUUGGUCACCGCCGCCCUGGAGAUGUGCGAGGAGGUGCACCUCUACGGUUUCUGGGCCUUCCCCAUGAACCCGUCGGGCAUCUUCAUCACGCACCACUACUACGACAACGUCAAGCCGCGACCGGGCUUUCACGCCAUGCCGCACGAGAUCUUCAACUUCAUCCACAUGCACGCCCGCGGUAUCGUGCACGUGCACACCGGGCCGUGCACGUGAACGCGAGACAAUUUGAAGCUUGUUUUUUCACUGUGGUUUUCUUCUUAGUGUUGUUCUUGUGAUGUUUUCUAGUGGCUCUGCUGUAAAGGUUGGUUCUUUUCUACUCGUUGCUGUACCCGUUCAAACGCGGCGGGCCUUUCUUCCAUGUUGUGUAUAAAAAGAAAAAGCCCAAAUGUUAUCUGGGGUUUAAAAAAAAAAAACAAUUCCAAACGCAGCAUCCAGUUGUCUACUUUUGUAAUCAAUUUGAUUGUUCCCCCCCACGUUGACGGGGCGAACGUUUGAAAUUGGCCUUUUCCAGUGGCCUUUUGGGGAAAUGUGCAACAAGAGGCAACAAUGGGAUUUUAUUUUAUUUAAUUUGACUGACAGUAAUCUUUUGCUAUUCUGCCGAGAAUACUGAAAAAGAAAACGAUGAAUCAAUAGUAUUUUAAAAAAAAAAAUUCCACAAUUUUGAAUCCUUUUUGACUCCAUUUGUUUUGUUCUCCAAAGAAUGCAGAGUUUCCACCGCAAUAGUAUUUUAAACUCAUCUGACAAUUUUAAAAUGACAAAGAAAUUGAAUAGGUUCUGUUGAGAUUAAUGUACUACUUUUUUUCUGUCGAGAGAUUUAGUGCCAUCUGGUGGCAUGGUGGGGGAUUUCAGAUUGAGUUAAUCGUUCGACUGGAAUUUAAGAAACAUGAGUCGCGGGGGAUUACUGUAUUUCUCUCAAGUUUUAUGCCAUGCUGCCUUAUGACAUUCCAUCCUCGCCAUCCAAUAUGCAAUCGACAUCUGUAUUCCUUAAGUUUUGCCCCUCAAAGCAAUCAAAAGGACACGUCGGCCUCUUUUAAGACUCCUCGCUGUGUUAUACUUCAUACUCGUCGUCGUGCAUGAUAAAGCUUUUGUGCGUGGCUGCUUCAGUGCUCACUGAAUUAAGUUUACACUCAACUCACAGAAACCUUUUUCGUCCAAGAGAUUGUUCAACUAGUGGAUGCAGGAAUUGUAGUUCUUUCGGUUCGGACCGCUAUAGUGUGUUGACAUAAUGUUAUUAUUUUAACGGCUGUCAGAAAUGAGACCAGGAGUGACGAUACUGGGACCACUCUAAUAAUCAGUAAAGGGGAACGAAACAGUGCUUGGCUCUGUGGAAUUAAGUUUGUAAAUAAAAUGGUUUGCAUUUUU